Messenger RNA from Bicyclus anynana (squinting bush brown), 1242 nucleotides. RefSeq names its product male-enhanced antigen 1. Bases 110 to 574 code for a protein of 154 amino acids. Lineage: Eukaryota; Metazoa; Arthropoda; Insecta; Lepidoptera; Nymphalidae. The transcript has 3 exons. Gene Ontology annotation, biological process: spermatogenesis. The record is from RefSeq and is a predicted model, not a curated record.
UAUGUCAAUUGUCAAAUUGGUAAACCUCACAAACCACGUCACAAACAAUAAUUUGUGUUUGCUAUUCAAAUUUAACUAUUUUUAGUAUUUUUAGCAGUACCUACUCAAUAUGGUUUGUGAUGGUCCUGAUCCUCCAGAUGACUCUCCACAAAAUUUGAUCCCGCCACCGCGAAGUGAGUUAAUGGCCAACGGAAACCACGACGAUAGCGAUGAAGAGCACGAGCAUUUUGGAUAUGAACCUCUAGCACAGGGGCCAGAAGCUGUAUUUACCGACCACGAAAGUGAUGAAGAUGCUGACGUCUGCGCAAGGAUUAACAGUGUUCAAGAACCAGCUGCAAAUAAUGUGCCACCAAUAGAACCAAUGGACAGUAGUUUAGCAAGAGAAACUUGGAAUGUGCCCAGAUCCAAUGACCCUAUACAGAUGGACACUCAAAGAGCGCAAGAGGUAAUGUCUCUAAUGGCAGACUUCUCAUUACCACAAGCCUCCAUCCCAGAAUGGGCCCAAAGUGUCUCUGAAGAACAAUGGAAACAGACGCUCAAUGACAGGAUAGAAAAGUUAAGGGGUAAUAGGUAAUCAGUCUUUUACAAUAUAAUUUAACUAGCAAUAUUGACAUUGUAAGAAAAAAUUAACCAAGGAUCAAAAUGCUAACUUUACGGGCAAACCAUGAAUAAGCACCAAACUUCUAGUCUGUUCUGAAGUUCAACACACCAAACUGUGCAGAUAUUAUAACCAUAUUAUGUUUUUGUACACUUCUACGCACAGUUCUUUAUCUUCAGAGCAGACCUGCAGGCUUAUUACGUUGCUUGGUGUACUGUUCAAAUAAUAUGCAUUGCAUCGUAUUUUCGUAAUUUAGGAUCAUCUAACAUAGUUAUUUUAAUGAAAUAAUCUUAUCUAGGUCAUUUUACAACAAGUGGAGGUGAUUUUUUUGUUUUACGAUCAUCUAACAUGAUUAUUUCAAUGACAUUACGUAAAUAACGGGUUUUCGUUAAAAUUGUGUUUCUAUUUGCUACUACCACUAUUGUAUUACUGCCACUUUACAUUAAAUGAAGAUAUUUGUCAUUUCAUUGAAAAUACAACAUUAGAUGAUAGCAUAAAUGAAAAUAUGAUGAAAAACAUUGUAGUGAUUUAUUAUUUUAAUGGUACAUCGAGAUACAUGCUGAAGUUUGGUGCAUACUUAUACACUUUGGUGAAAUAAACUUCCAACAUGGAUUUUGUUCUACUUUUUGUGGUAUAAGUAACUA